AUGGCCCAGAAGCAAGACAGUUCUGGGAGGGGUGCAAGGGACUUUGCAAUGUACUACCAUUGCACUCCGGAGUCUGUCCAGAAUGAUUCAUGUAUGAAUGCAGAUCAUCUCUGCUGUAGAGCAUGUGAAGAGGGAGAGCAGAAAGGAGAAACCAUUGAUGCUGCCUUCAUCGGGGGCGGCAGGUACAGGCCGGCUGCUGCCUCCAGUGCCCCUCUUUCCUCUCAGGGUUACCUCUGGGAUGGCAAAAAUGAAACAGAGGAGGCUGAAAACCCUCAGAAGCUGACAACAUCUGAAGAGGAGCAAAGCGGCCAAGCAACAGUCCACCAACAUCAGCAAGAGCAGUAUGGUGGCCCAUAUGUCUUGAUAACUCCAAAUGAAGCCAGAAGAAACCAGUUGCAGCAAAUUGCUAAGAAAGAGCUAGAUGACCUGGAGCGGUGGAAGGAAGAGCACAGGCCAGGGCCAAUUAAGUUGGUUCCACAGAGACUGGGUGGAAAGGAAACAGAAGCUCAAGCAAGGCAAAGACAGCAAAUGAUGCUCAUGCAAUCUAAAUACCAGCAAAAGCACAAGAGAGAAGAUUAUGCAAAAGCAAAAAAGGCAGCCGAAGAAGAUGAAAUCCUGAAAAAGAAAGCAAUUCAGAGAGAAAAGGCAGAGAGACUUGAAGUUAAAAAAAGGCAACAAGAAAUGCGAAGAAGAGAGAUGUUCCUUGAAGAUCAAUAUGACAAAACCAAUGAAUUAUUGAACAGAUUGGACUUGGGUUUGCCAAAGAAUGAUUCCUGUCAGAUUGCUAAUCGUGGCCCAGAAUCUACAGCGUGGAUGAGAAGCCAUACUUAUAAGCAAGCUCUUCGAGAGGAUGAAAACAGAAGAUUAGAGGAAAUGAAGCAAGAACAACGGAGGAAGGCUGAAUCAAUGGAAUUUAAAAAAAAGCAGGAAGAGGAAGCAUGGAGAAGAGCACGUCAAAAUGAACAGAGGAGGGUAAACAAUGCUUUCCUGGACCGACUGCAGAACAAAACACAACCUGGAUAUUCUGGGAGUCCUGACUACCUCUGUAAUGGUGCCUGGGACUCAAACUACUUGGAAUAAAGGAGGAGAAAGGGUAUUGGAGAAACAUUCACUUUUAUCUGGCCUAGGCCAAAUGACCUUGUAAAAGCUCCAAGAAAGCACUCUUUUAUCACUGUGAUUUUUUUCUUACCCUGACUUCAGCUUCACACCCACUUCAUGAGCAAUCUGCAGAGACUGGUUUCUGGCUGUCAUUAUUCACGCAUAUUUGAAGCAGCUGAUUAUGAAAGUCCUAUUUAAUUUUUAAUAAGAGAAUGUGUCUUUUUUUUUUUUUUUAAUAGAUUGUUUUGCCUCUUGCAGAAUGUAAUUAUCCCAGUCUUUGGGAUCUCAGAAAAAGAAGACAUUAGCGGCUGCAGGAGCUGCAGUAAUAUCUGUGUUUACUUGCUGCUCUGUACCCAGCCAAAAACACCUCAUAGACUUGAACUAAAGAAGCAGGUAGAGGGUUUUCUCUUGGGAUGGGAAGGAGAAGUGUUGCUGGUUUGGGAUUUUUUUUUGUUUGUUUUGGUGGAUUUUGUGGAAUUGUUUUACUAUUGUGUUCAUCAGCAGACAUUCAAGAAGAAACAGAUGUGUGUAUUGUAGACAGAAUCUUUUAAAUAUGUUCCUAGAAAAAUACAACACAUGAAAGAAAUAAAAAUUGAAAUAACACUGAAAUUUAUUCAGUAUCUCCCACAUAUUUUGUGAUAUCAUAUACCAUUCUUUUCACUUUGCCUGUUUUACCUCAGUAACUUCUGUUACGUGAGUGAGGAAAACUACUGCAAGGUUAGCUUUAGUUUCUUGUUUUUCUUUGUCCCUCUAGUCUAAUGGAAUUUAAUUUAUAUCUCCUUGUUACUGACAACAUUUUAAUGCUUUCCAAAAGUCAGUUACAUGAACAAGGUAUUUCUAAUGGAAAAGAAGGGUCCACAGUACAUGUUAGAUAAACCAUGCAGACAAGAAAAAGUAUCUGUGGCAUUUACAAGUGCAUCUUAGACAAAGUUAAAGGUUUCCUGAGCAGUUUUUUUUCAGUGUGCAGGCGUGCCACAAUAUUUUUCCAUCCUUGCAAUAUGGAAACUUCAUAAUGGAUCACCUGAAGUUUUCUUUUGAACCAUGGAUGUUGCUUUCCCCUCUGGGAGUCUCUGCAGUUGCCCUUGGCUCUCUUUGCCUUAAAGAAUUAACUCAAAUCUCUCAUACUACUAGCUAGCUGAUAUUUAUAGGAGAUUCCAGAGAUCUUGGUAAUGCUCUGUGUUUUAGCCUUUUUUUUUAAGUAUCUGAUGCUGGGAAAAUUCUUUGGGAAGACUUUUGUAUACCUACAUGAUGGCACUAUAUUGCAAGUGGUACUUAGCUGUGUUGUCAGACUGCUGCUUUGGAAAUUAAAUUCACAUGUCCCUCCAAGAACUCCCUCACCCAGCCUCCUUUAGCAGAUAUCAGGGCUGAGGCUAAAUGUCUGCAGAGUGGAAUAUAUGUACAUGCAUGCACAUAUGUAUUAAAGGAAAUGUCUUUGCUUUAAUCAGAUCCUUGUAUUGUAUGCUAAUCAGACUAAGACUUGUAGGUGGUUGUUUUGAAGUAGUUAACCUGUAGCCUCUCCACACGUGACAUACGAAACCCCUAGACCCUGCUGUCAAAGGCUGAGUGGAAGGGGAAUUCACCAUAGUCACUGACAAGUUAAAAUUCAGUGUGAUUGUGUUGCUGGUUUUCUAUACCCAAAGAAAAAGAAGAACUUCUUAUUAACCUGCUGCUUUCACAUUCAGGAGCAGUGAUAGCAAGUCACCUUGAGUAACCUCUUCCAUUAAGUUUGUCUGCUUUCUUUGGCUGUCUUCAAAGAUGAAACUUGAUCACAAUCUUCAAAGGGCUUCCCCUUAUCCAGCAUUUCAAUCUCUUAUUUGAAAUACUCUCUACAAACUAUUUCAGACGUUAACUAUUCCAGUCCUUUUUAAUGGCGAAGUAUCUGAUUUUUUCCUCUCCUAUCUUUCUGAACAGAAAAACAAAUCUAUAUGAACAGUGGUGCAGGAAGUGUCUUUGAGAGCCAUGGCCUGCAAUGGAGAUGAUAAGAAGUUACAUGCAUCCAUGAAUUGAUGAUAGCAGGAUGUCUGGAAAAUGCUGUUAUCCUGUUGGAAAGCUUCCAGUAUCUCAGAAUCACCACCUCCCCACACACGCAUCCUGCCAAAACUUUAAGCUUGAAAGCAAAGGGAUGUUAUGACGUCUAUUUAAAGGGGUUAUAGUGAAAUGAACUGGCGAUAGACUGGGAAAAUGGCUUCACGUCUGUCAAGAGUUAGGAACUGAUAGUUUCUAACUCUAAUAUCUACCUAUUUUUAGGUACCUAUUAGAUACCUACCUAUUAGAGUAAACCUUUGAUAAAGGUUUUCAAAUACAAAUAGGUUCCUCUAGUUAUAGCUUACAUCGACCAAAUUAAUUAUUUUUAUGUGGUGGCCUGAAACCAGAUUUUAUUACUAUAUAACAGUAAAUGGAAGGGUUUUUUUUUGUUUUGAAAAUUGUUGUCUCAAUACAAUCUACACUGAUGAUCUUCUUGCUAUUUCAGAAACAAACCUUCCAACAGGGAAUGGUAUGGGGCUGGAAGUUACAAGAGGAAACUCCCUUGCUUUGUCAUUGCUGAGACAAAUUCAUUUUAACAAACUGACUAAACCAUUAUGAUCAGCUAUUCUGAAUUCCAAUAUAACUUGACAGCAAGAUUCCUAUGUUUAGUUUUUAUGGUCUGUCUAAAUCAGAAACUACCUUCCUAUGAAGAAAUGUAAUGCUCGUUUAAGGAUUUACAAGACUGAUUCUCCAUCAUGUACCUAAAAGUUGUUCCAAUGGUUUAACUAUACCUGCUUUAAAAAUAUCUGCCUGACUCCUAGUUCAAACUUGCCAAGUUUCAAGUAUCUGUUACUGAAUUUUCUUAACCACUUGCCUGGUAAAUUAAAGAGCUUUCUGCUCUUGGGACUCUUAUGUUUUUCAGUGUGCAUAUUUGGACAGCUUAAUUCAAUUUGCACUCCUUGUUCAGCUUUUAUUCUUAAAUAUAUCCCAGAUUUACAGAAAGUUUUUGAUGUGAUAGGUUUCAGUAUAAGUGUAUCUUUUUUUUGGUAUGUGCCCCACUACCCAGACACUGGGGCAGAAUAUUAUCAGCUACUAGAAAGGGAGCUAAUCCAUAGCUUACAUUUUGUGGUACUCAUCCAUGUUCAGUUCAUGCUUGUCCUUCAAGAAAUCCAAAUCCCUGACUCCUGUCUUGGAGAACAACUUAACCACCGGGUCUUUAUGUUAGUUCUCAGCAGCCCAGGCUGUGAUGGCUCUUCUGCUUUAUGCAAAAGAAUAGAAAUUCAUGUGAAAUGAGAUGGCACAUGACUUUAUCUAGCCCAAGAGCUGGUUGUUCCUGCUGCGGCCAAUGCCAUGACUCUGUUCCCCAUCGUAGUCUUCCCUAAGGGCUCCCUCACAUAGCACACUCGCUCCUUUACACUUCUGGAUAUUUGUUUUCUUUAGUCCUGCUGCUGGAGUACAGACUCUCUGGCAGAAAUCCCUUUCACUCCCUCUGUGAAGCAUACCUCCUCCUUCCCUUUCAGUCAUGCCCUCUUUCUUAUCAAAUCCCUCUACUUCACCAGCUGAAUCAGGUGCCUGUAAUCCAUGGAUUCUUCUUUGCCACGCUUGACCCCUUCCACAA
Egretta garzetta (little egret) is the source of this 4681-nucleotide messenger RNA. It is a transcript of the gene EPSTI1, whose product is annotated as epithelial stromal interaction 1. NCBI's taxonomy places the organism in Eukaryota, Metazoa, Chordata, Aves, Pelecaniformes, Ardeidae. The coding region runs from base 1 to 1080 and encodes 359 amino acids. The record is from RefSeq and is a predicted model, not a curated record. The transcript has 13 exons.